AUGACGUCUCCUAUCUCAGAUCUCUUUACCAACACAAUCAUUAUUACUCCUACCGCACUUCUCGUUCUCACUACCAUCUUGACAGUUCUCUGGUUCCUCUUCAAGCGCUCGCCACAACCGCCUCUACCACCUGGACCGCGAGGGUUACCUAUUGUCGGAAACCUCCCAUUUCUUGACGCGGACCUUCACACAUACUUCACAACUAUCGCUCAGAAACACGGUCCGAUCUUCAAACUCAAACUCGGCUCAAAACUAACCGUUGUUGUGAACUCUCCAUCGCUGGCUCGAGAGAUCUUGAAAGACCAAGACAUCAAUUUCUCAAACCGAGAUGUCCCUCUCACUGGCCGGGCCGCUACCUAUGGUGGUCUCGACAUAGUUUGGCUACCAUACGGUUCUGAAUGGAGAAUUCUCAGAAAACUUUGCGUUAUCAAGCUUCUUAGCCGCAAGACUUUGGAUUCUUUCUACGAGCUUCGACGCAAAGAAGUCCGUGAAAGAACGAGAUUUUUAUACCAGCAAAGUCAAGAAAAAUCGGCGGUGAAUGUCGGAGACCAACUGUUCUUGACGAUGAUGAAUCUAACGAUGAAUAUGUUGUGGGGAGGAUCGGUGAAAGCGGAGAAUAUGGAGAGCGUUGGAGCAGACUUCAAAGGAGUCAUUUCUGAGAUGAUUAGGCUUUUGGGUGAGCCUAAUGUUUCGGAUUUUUUUCCUUGGCUAGCUAGAUUCGAUCUUCAAGGGCUUGUGAAGCAGAUGCGUGUGUGUGCUCACGAGCUCGAUGCCAUAUUCGAUGGAGCCAUCGAGCAGAUGCAAAAGCUAGGACGUAAAGAUGAUGAUAAAUGCAAAGACUUUUUGCAACAUUUGAUGAAGUUAAAGGACCAAGAAGUUAAUUCGGAGACUCCCAUUACAGUUAACCAUGUCAAAGGCGUACUUACGGAUAUGGUGGUUGCUGGUACUGAUACCGCUACAAACACAAUAGAGUUUGCGAUGGCCGAGCUUAUAAGCAACCCAAAGCUGAUGAAGAGAGCGCAACAAGAGCUAGACGAAGUUGUAGGAAAAGAAAACAUUGUUGAAGAAUCACACAUCACUGAACUUCCUUACAUACUAGCCAUAAUGAAAGAAACACUUAGACUUCAUCCAACCAUUCCUUUGUUAGUCCCUCACCGUCCAGCUGAAACUGCCGUGGUGGGCGGUUACGCUAUCCCUAAAGAUACUAAAGUUUUCAUCAAUGUUUGGUCUAUCCAAAGAGACCCAAACGUGUGGGAGAAUCCGACUGAGUUUCGUCCCGAGAGGUUUCUUGAUAAUCAGUCUUGCGAUUUUACUGGAACUGAUUACAGCUUUCUUCCAUUUGGAUCUGGCCGGAGAAUUUGCGCUGGUGUAGCACUCGCUGAGAGGAUGGUUUUGUACACUCUUGCGACGCUAUUACAUUCGUUCGACUGGAAGAUUCUGGAAGGAUGUGUGUUGGAUUUGGAAGAGAGGUUUGGGAUUGUCUUGAAGCUCAAGACCCCUCUUGUUGCCUUGCCGGUUCCGAGGUUGUCCGACUCGAAUCUUUAUCAAUAGAUACUAAGAUCUUUGUAUUUAGCAUUUCUUAUUCAAAACCAAAAGAGUAUUAAUUGCUUUCUUUCAGAGGUAAAGUACUAUGUACUCUGUGUUCUCUAACAAGCCCCUCAUUUUUAUGGGUCUACUCUUAAAAUAAUGUGAUGAUUCUCAACAAUCA
Molecule: messenger RNA, 1708 nt
Organism: Brassica oleracea var. oleracea
Lineage: Eukaryota; Viridiplantae; Streptophyta; Magnoliopsida; Brassicales; Brassicaceae
Product: cytochrome P450 76C1-like
Exons: 2
Coding region: 1-1551 (516 amino acids)
Molecular function (GO): iron ion binding; heme binding; oxidoreductase activity, acting on paired donors, with incorporation or reduction of molecular oxygen
Source: RefSeq, a predicted model, not a curated record